This is a messenger RNA of Rosa chinensis, 713 nucleotides long. RefSeq lists its product as uncharacterized. The record is from RefSeq and is a predicted model, not a curated record. NCBI's taxonomy places the organism in Eukaryota, Viridiplantae, Streptophyta, Magnoliopsida, Rosales, Rosaceae. The transcript has 2 exons. Gene Ontology annotation, molecular function: zinc ion binding; nucleic acid binding. The coding region runs from base 143 to 532 and encodes 129 amino acids.
UGGACUCUGACUCAUUGUUCUUUGAUCCUUGACUCUUGUUCUUUGUGCUUGGAUUUGUUCCUUGUCCUUUGAUCCUUUCAUCACCGUUGCCUUCUUAUAUUUCCAAGUACUUUGUUGUUUUUCCUUCCGCUGCAUAUUCACCAUGGUGAAAGCUCCUUCUUCUAUGCGUCCCUCUCCUCAAGGUUCUUCCCCCGUGUUCUCCUCAAGUCUGACUUGUAACUACUGCAAGAAUCCAGGCCAUAUCAAAGCAAAUUGUUACAGGUUGGUUGGUUUUCCAGCAGGCUACUUUGAUAGGCCCCGACCUCAGGACAACAAACCCAAGGGAAAGGCUGCAGUGACAAAACCAGAUCACACCAACUUUGCUGGUAAGGAUACCGCAUCCGUAAGUUGCGGUGGUAAUGGACCUCCUCACCAGGGAAAUAAUCGGCAGGGGUUAUCUGAGGGGUCGACUAUUUCAUCUGGAUUGCAUGUUCGCCGGAAUGAAGCCGGAGAAGGCAGUCCAAGCAGCUUUGAUUUCGACUGGGGUUACUAAUCAAGUUGAAGAAUUAUGGCUAUGGCAUCGGAGAUUGGGACAUCCUUCCUUUAGUGUCAUGAAGAAAUCUAUGCCAUCCUUGUUUCUGGGCAUUGAUGAGUCUAAGUUGCAUUGUGAGUCAUGUGUCUUAGCUAAAAGUCAUCGUACUAGUUAUCCUUUGAGUACUACUAGGAGUUCUUCU